Messenger RNA from Paramuricea clavata, 9213 nucleotides. The record is from the annotation of a GenBank genome assembly. NCBI's taxonomy places the organism in Eukaryota, Metazoa, Cnidaria, Anthozoa, Malacalcyonacea, Plexauridae.
AGCAAUUUGGAAAGAUUAUUUUAUGGUUUAGAAAUGACGUCAGAUCUCGACAAGCGGCGAAUAAAUUUGCAAGAAAACUAAAUAUUCAAAGAUGCCAUUUUGUAAGGUAUGCAAAUAUAUAACCAUGUACCAGACUAAGUGUGUUUUGGUUCCCACAAUGCUAAAGAGUGCUCGAUACCGUAAAGAUAGAGCAGCAGCGAUCGAAAUUUACGCUAUUCUGCUUACUCAAGCUGAAACAAUGUUUGGAAAAUGUGGGAGAGGAGUUGUUGCAUGUAUGUAUUCUAUUUUGCUGCAUUAAAUUUAACUUUGCUACUAUUUAAAACACGAGCAGCACUGUUUUAUCAGAUAUAUAAAGUCACUCCACGUGACAUAUUAUGGCUGACAUGAUUUGCCAGAAGGUUUAUGAAUUAUUAAUGAGUAUUUUAAAGACUGUUAACGCAUAAGUAAACCCUGAUAGCAAAAGAAGUGUUUACUACUUGUAUUUUUUUCACAAAUUUAUUUGGAUUUACAGUAUGUUAUACAAUAUUUUGUACAAAUAUUAGAAUAUAUAGCAGAACAAAUAUUUACCCAAAAAGGCAUGGCUUGUACAAACCGGACUCUUCGACAAGGACCCCAUGACUAUGCUAAUGAAAAAAACGCAAAAAUGUCCCGGCAAAAUGACAGACUGUGAUGGAAAACUGGUCACCAAUUCAAAAUUGUAUUGUAGUGAAAUGCAAAAACUUGCCUGUUCUCCACCUUGACAUUAAGGCAAACACAAUGUUUGUUUUGAUUAUAUGUCUGUAUUUCAUUCUAUGUUGUUCCUAGAAUGAAAACCAGUGGACCAGCAAGUGCUUUGGAUGCUUUGAGGAGAGUAAGUCAAUUUGACAUGUAAUGUACUAGUAUGUUGAUUUUACAUACGGUGUAACCAUAAUAUCAGACAUACUGAAAAGGUACGUUUGAGAAGAUGUUUUGAAUCUUCUUAUUUACCAUCGAAAUUUCUUAUUUCGAUGGUGAAUACAAAAACAAAUGUAUUUUUUCACGGUGAUACAGUAUAUUGGAUUGUAUUUAUAUACUGUAUCACCAUGCUAUGAAGUUUUUUAGCGGACAUAAUAUCUGAAAUGUAUCAAUCGAGUUCAUGCGCUAUAAAUUGAUGUUAUGUACUAUACAUUGAUGUUAUGUGCAAAUAGAUCAAUGUCAUAAACCGAUACAACCAAAAGAUAAACCGAUACAACCAAAAGAUAAACCGAUACAACUAAAAGAUGAGGAAACGGAAGUAAAUGCAAAUAAAAGAUGAGAAAACGGAAGUAAAACAACUAAAAGAUGAGGAAGUGGAAGUAAAUUGGAAAAACGGAAGUAGAGCGACUCGGCAAAAUCGUGCGUGCCAAGUGGCGCCAAGCUAGUGAAUACAUAUUGAAAAACAUGGCAGAAGAGAGACAGGGCAGAAUAUCAAAUGUUCAGGAUUUUGUUCAGAUGUUUAAGAUUUUAAGCGCGGUGACCAAUUUACAGCAUUCUUCGCAAACACGUGAGUAAUAAUAAUAAUAAAUAAUAAAUAAUAAUAAACUUUAUUAAAGUGUCUAUACAUUAUUUAGCAAUAGUAGCUAAUUCGGGACACUAUAUUUAUCUAUAAUAUCAUGCAGUACUAUAAUCUACUUUAUAAAUAUAUAUGUAAAGAUAAUAAGUGCUAAGUGCUGCAUAAAAUGCAGCAAUUACAGUUAUUGUCCAGCAUACUUUCAAUGUCUAAUUUGCGAAUCAUGUUCUUGAAUAUCGCAAUGCUGGAUGAGCUUUUAAUAUCGCUAUGCAACUUUGACCAUAGUACUGAGCCAAAGUAACGUAGCGAAUAGAUGACUUGUUAAUUUAGCUGAGCAUGGAAUAAGAUUACACAGUCGCAUUAGAACCCCGAACGCAGUAUCACAAGAGUUCAGUGCAGCAGUUCACAUCGUUACCCGAAGAACUGAAUUCUCGUUUCCGAAUACCACGAACUAAGAAUUUGUUUGUACCAAAUAAUGCGUCUGUGUAUAAAUAAUGUGUGUAUGAUUCGGUGAUUCGUAUAGGUAAUCAUGCGAUGGCGAGUACAAUUAGGGAUUAAUAGUACGAGUGAUGUUUGGAAAUUUUGCCAAAAUUGGACGAGCCGCCGGGACGAGUCCAAUUUGGCAAAUUUCCAAACAUCACGAGUACUAUAGCAACAUCGCAUGAUUACUUGUUUAUUAUUAGUAUGACAAAAUUGGAUACUUAUCAAUGUCAACAUCAUAUUCUCUCGCCAAAGUCCAGUCCUGCCAGACUUUCAACCAAAAUUUGGUGCUUUUGUUCAUAUGUUCAUUUAGUUCUUUGUUGAAGCAAAAUGUGUCCUCUAGGGCAAUUUCAGUUCACGUUUGUGUGUUAAAAUACCUUUCCGCCAUUUUGUUUGUUUUGGGAAAAUCGUUAAUUGUACUGCAGUACAAUUAAUGAAAUAAUUGUACUCCUCUCAACCAAUCAGCAUCCAGUAAUUUUGUAAUGCUAAUAAUAAUUAUUGUUAAAACACUCAAACUUUUAUUUGUAUUUACUUCCGUUUCCUCAUCUUUUAGUUGUAUCGGUUUAUCUUUUGGUUGUAUCGGUUUAUCUUUUAGUUGUAUCGGUUUAUGACAUUGAUGUAUUUGCACAUAACAUCAAUGUAUAGCACAUAACAUCAAUUUAUAGCGCAUAAACUCGAAUGAUACAUUGCAGAUAUUUUCUCCGCUAAAAAAAGCUUCAUACCAUGCAAAGAUGCAAAGUAUUUAUGUUUAUAUUAAUAAUAGUUUGCUAAAUUUCAGGGUUGUGAUCUCAAAUUGAUGCUUUCUGAAGCUCAAGCUGCAAGUCAUAAACAAAUUGUUACAUUUCAACAGGUAUAUGUAUGAGCCAAUAUUAGGCUGCAUUCAGACUGAGUGUCCGGCACUGGUGCCCAACGUUCAAAAUGGUUCACAAAACAUGUUGGGCACAGUGCCGUUGUUGAGUACUGCCUCUUGAGGUAGUGCCCAUUCUUGGGCACUGUGCCCAAUUUCAUUUGGAAGCAUCAUGUUCAAACUAGGUACCAAAACAAGUGACGGGCACCCAGUCUGGACGCAGCCUAAUACUCACAGCUGCUCCUGGUUAGAUCUAACAAUGUAUAAAAUUUACACUCGAAAUUUCCGCCUACAAAAACCUUUCGACCCAAUAUUUCUACACAUUAUAGAGUGGGCUAUACCGUAUGCAUGUAAAUUGUAGGAUGGGCUUCACCCGGACGACAGAGGACGACGUGGCUGGGCGUUCAUGAUAUAAAAACUGAACCCCAGUUAAAACCUUUAGCAAAAUUGUUUUUAUUUUUACAUUCUAGUUACGUGAUGAGGUCUACAAUGAACUAUGUAAUGUCGAUCAGGUUGCGGGAAUCAAGGUAAGGCUAAAAUUUGUAGAAAUAGAGACGUACUACAAAAUUACAUUUGUCCCGUUUCAAGUUGCCGAACAAAGUUACCGCAUUUUAAGUUGCGGGAUUUACAGCACCUGAUAAUCUGCACAUAUAUAUACUGUACAUUUUACAUGGCUACAGAGUUGCAAAACCUGUUCAAAUUUCCUCCGGGUAAAAUUUAAAGUUUUCAAACCUUCCUCAAAAUAAAUUAAAUAAAUACUAAAAUAUGGCUUCAUCAAAUAGCAAUAUACUAGUUAGAAUAUAUAAACUUAACUGAUUCUUAAAGCAUAAAAUUCAAAAGAGAUGUGUCGUUAAAUGCAGUACAUGAUUCUAAUAUAUAAUUUGCCAUAAUAGAUUUAUACUUUGGACAAAUUGGACAGUCCUUACCUACUACGUCUACAUCCUAUAUGAUAGAUUGAAUAUAAAAAAAAUAUAAAAAAAUAAAGUCAUGGACUCAAGAUAAUCUUUAAGGUGGUCAUACCCCUUCUAGAACUGAUUUUUAAAGAAAAAUUGAAAAAAAAAAUUUUAUGUUUUUAAGGUACUUUAACUACUGUAGUUUAUGAUAACAUUGCUCAUUUUAUGAAAUAUUUCGUUUAUCCGGGCGAAAAAAGCAAAAAAUUGAUAUUAUUUUGAAAUAAUCUCCUUAGCAACGAGUUUUCAAGCCAAAUUUGCAUGAAAUACUGCCACAAAACGAGUUCUAUUUCAGUUCUACUUUUGAUGUAUGUUAUUUAGGACUUUCAUCUAGCUUUAUUGUGAUUGGUCUAUUUGGGAGGGGUGGUCGCAUAGCUAUGAAAAGUAAUUUUGUGAGCAGUCUAAAAAUAUUUACAACAGCGUGUCAAUUCUCUUCAAUAAUCUUCGUUAUUUUACAUCUUAUUGAUUCGAAAAGUAGCAUUUUCUGGUUGAUUAGUACUAUCAAUCUCUUAGUGUUAUUAUAUCAAUGGGAAAUAAUCGUAAUAGAAAAAGAAAAAGGGCCAGAAUUCCACCCUCAAAAGCAGCGAAAAAAUUUAAAGAUGGCGGUCCCAAUGAUGAGAUCUCUGGACCUUCUGGAGCUAAAAUAGGUGACCAAAGUGCAAAUUUUGGAGCUUCCACUGAGAAAAUUAACACAGAGAAGACUGCAGGUACAAUAUUUAUGGACUUGUCUGUUCUAUUUGGUGUUUUCGAUGACAUUUUAAAAUGCCCUGAAUGUGGUGGCAACAUGAGUUCCCAUGUUGACAUGAAGAAAAAGAAUGGCUUUUCCAAUUAUGUUGUUUUGGAAUGUCAAAAUUUGGAAUGUGAGUGGAAGUACUGUUUCAAUACAUCGAAGAAACAAGGACAUUCCUUUGAAAUUAAUGUUAGAGCAGUACUGGCUUUCAGAGAAAUUGGUAGAGGCCACACUGCCAUGACAACAUUCACCAAAAUUUUGAAUAUGCCUUCACCGCCAACUCGCCGCAACUUUACUAAGAUUCAAAAUAAGAAACUUUUACCAAUCGUCAAACAAUUGGCAAAUGACAGCAUGAACACUAGUGCAAUGGAGGUCAAAGAGAGGAGUGGAAGUGACGAAGGAGAAUGUGGUAUAUCUCUGGAUGGCAGUUGGCAGAAGAGAGGUCACUCAUCGCACAAUGGCGUGGUGACUGCUAUAUCGUUGGACACCAAGAAAUGUGUUGAUGUUGAAGUAAUGUCUGACAAGUGUCAACAAUGUCAAAAAUGGCAAAAGAAGGUGAAUGAGCCGGGAUAUGAAGAGUGGAAGGCAAAUCAUCACUGCAAGAUCAACCACACAGGAAGUGCAAACAGCAUGGAAACGGUUGGUGCUGUGAGGAUUUUUGAACGGUCCUAUGUUGAACGGGGACUUAAAUACAAGGACAUGCUAGGGGAUGGUGAUUCUGCCACAUACAGCACUAUUGUUGAUAGCAAGCCUUAUGGGGAUGAGUGUGUGCCAAAGAAAUUGGAGUGCAUCGGACAUGUCCAAAAGCGAGUCGGUAGCAGGUUACGGAGGUUGAAGAAUACCUAUAAAGGCACAAAGCUGAGUGAUGGGAAAGGUUUGGCAGGUAAAGGAAGGCUAACAGAUGGUAAAAUAGACGUUUUACAGAACUAUUAUGGUCUGGCAGUAAGAGAGAAUUUGGAUGAUGUUGCCAAAAUGGCCAAAGCCAUCAAGGCAACUCUUUACCAUGUUGCGUCAUCUGAUGAAAAACCACAACAUCAUCUCUGCCCUGAUGGAGAGGACAGUUGGUGUGGGUACAAGAGAGAUCAAGAGUCCUACAAACACAAGAAUGGCAUUCCAGGGUGCAUUGUAAAAUUAAUUGAACCAAUAUUUGAUGACCUAAGUAAGCCUGACCUGUUGCAAAAGUGUACGCAUGGCUUGACGCAGAAUGUUAAUGAGUGUUUGAAUGGUAUGAUUUGGGACAGAUGCCCCAAAACAACCUAUGUGGAGCAAGAAACUGUAGCCCUGGCUACUUAUUUGGCUGUCCUCAAAUUCAACGAUGGAGAUAUAUCCUUCCUGAAAAUAUUUGAGGACUUGGACAUUACUCCGGGUGUCUUUACUUGUAAAGGCGCCCAAGAUUGCGACACCACCCGGAUCAAACUGUCGGCCAAAAAGUGCAAAGAUAAUGUCAAGAUCAGAAGAAAAACAUUGAGGCACCUCAGGAAGAGCUAUAUAGACUCAACUGAGGCAAAUGAAGGCAUAACAUACGAAGCAGGUAGCUUCUGAACCUUUUCAAGACAAACCAACAUGAAAGGAAACUUUAACAUUACAUUUUCCUUAUUUGGUGAUUUUCUAAUCACGAGUAAUCUUUGUGACAUCAUAACUUUUUUAAUAUUUGAAGUAGAAGGUUGAUACUUGGUAUACUUAUUGUAUAUACCUUUAGCUAGUGCCUGACACUCUUCAAAUGUCAAUAUUUUUUAUUAUGAGUAAUUUCUGGCAUAUUUUCCUACUAAUUAGCAAUUAAAAAUUCAAAAUAUUGGCUAAAAUUUACAUUUUAUCACAGAAUAUUUUUAAACAUGAUGUUACAUCAAAAUAAAGAGUGUCAGGCACUAGCUCAUGUUGUAAGCUUUCUAAGAAUAUAUCAUUUGUGGCAUUACAAUGGUUUUUGCUCAAGUUAUGAUGUUCAGCGCGCAGUGGUAUUUUCACUAAUUUGACAGCGGCCAUAUUGGCUAAUUAGCCUAAUUAAUGAGUUUGAAAAAAAUUUUUCAUACCAACCAGUUUCCCUUGCCAUGCCCUUUCAAAAAAUGGUAAUAUUUAUUUCCUGGCAUGCAAAUUAAAAAAAAGUUGUCGAAAGGGUAAUGUACAGAACAUCAUUGGCUAUAGAGUAGGCGAUAGAAUCUCGUUUUCAAGUACAUGAUGUAAACCCUAGCAUCUCAACCAUGAAAACAUGGCUCUGUAGCCAAGACGAUGUACUUUCUGGAAGCAUGUAUUCUACUCACCACCACACAAUAACUUAUACCAAAAUAAAUAUUGAGAGGGAUUAAAAGUACAAUACCAGAUUUACUAUUUGUUGGCUACAUUAAUUUUUACAUAGAAAUUUAAUUCUAUUACUAAUGUUAAAGGUUUCAAUGGAUACUGCUGCAACUGGUAAUGCCUCACUAACCAAAAUGAGUACUGCUUCAGUAAAACAAAUUAGGCUAUGUGAGUUGUUGCCAUUGGAAGUAAAUAACUCAGCUACUAUUCCUGUUGGCUAUGGAACCUAUGGGGAUUGUUUUCUUAAAACGUUUAAGGUGGUCAUACCCCUUCUAGAACUGAUUUUUAAAGAAAAAUUGAAAAAAAAUUUUUUAUGUUUUUAAGGUACUUUAACUACUGUAGUUUAUGAUAACAUUGCUCAUUUUAUGAAAUAUUUCGUUUAUCCGGGCGAAAAAAGCAAAAAAUUGAUAUUAUUUUGAAAUAAUCUCCUUAGCAACGCCUUAGCAACGAGUUUUCAAGCCAAAUUUGCAUGAAAUACUGCCACAAAACGAGUUCUAUUUCAGUUCUACUUACAACGUUUAAGAGAUUUGGGAUUACUGUUGUUGAGAAGAAGCUGCCAACAUCCGAUUUAAAAGCAGUUAUGAAUCAGGCACAAUAUAUGAAUACACUAACUCAUGCCUCUAUUCCAUAUUUAUUAGGGGUCCAAAUUGAAGAAAAACCUUUCUCUUUAGUUAUGCCGUUUGUUGGUGAUGAGAAUUUGGAAUCAGUAACAAUUCAUAAGUUGUUGCACCAAACCAUACCAAAACAUUUGUUACUUUCCGCAAAAUGAGUGGAUCUCAGUUUUACUUGACAUUGCAGAAGCUCUUUUUUAUGUUCACAUCAAGGGUUUUUUGCACUGUGAUGUCAAGUCAAACAAUGUUCUUGUUACAGGAAAGAAAGGUUUUCUGACAGACUUUGGUAAGGCUUGCUUAAUUUCUAGACCAAAAGCUCGAAAGUACACUUCUUUUUACAACCAUAUUGCCACAGAGGUUUUGCGAGGUCAGCCUGUGAGUACAUCCGGUGACGUUUUUUCGUUUGGGGUAAUCAUAUAUACCAUUGGAAAGAAAUAGCCAAACGCCUGUCUGGAAUCCUUAGGAAGGCAUUGCAAAGAUGCCAAGCCAGCGUCGAGACCAACUAUGCCAGAAGUAAUGAGAAUCUUGAAGGAAAAUGUACAAUGAAGGCUGUAAUUUUGCCAGCAUCUGCACCUAUAUACACAAAUUGCAGAAAUGAAGACGUUAUAACAAACCUGAAUUGCCUGGCAUUAUACAGAGUAAAAUAGCAGAGCCCGGUGCAUUGCCACUAUGUACAUUAGAAAAACUAUUUACAAUGAUCACCCUAUUUUCAUUCUCUAAAUUGCUAAAAUAUAUGUUGUCAAGAGUCUUUCGUCAGGUGUCCAGUGGAAACUAACCCUGUAAAAGUAAAGAUAAAUUAAAAUUAAAAGAUUAAAUUAUAAAUUAAACUAAAUAGAAUACUGUGAAUAGUGGAAACUUAUGUUAUCAUGACUUCGAGUCUUUAGUCAGCAGGUUGUCAAGACCUAGAGUCUUUCGGCAGCCAGUGGAACUGUUUUACAGUAUGGAUAGUAUAAUUAAACAUUUAAUUAAAUGAUAAAUUAAACUAAAUAGUAUGCUGUGAAUAGUGGAAACUUAUGUUGUCAAGACAUCAAGUCUUUAGUCAGCAGGUUGUCAAGACCUAGAGUCUUUCGGCAGCCAGUAGAAACUGUUUUACAGUAUGGAUAGCAUAAUUAAACAUUUUAUUAACUGAUAAAUUAAACUAAAUAGUAUACUGUGAAUAGUGGAAACUUAUGUUGUCAAGACUUCGAGUCUUUAGUAGCCAGUGGAAAAUUAAGGUGCUUGCCUCUUGACAAGUAAAAUUGUUCGGCAUUAAUAGACAGAGUAAAUAAUGUAUUUCACAUUUGACCUAGUCUUUCAGCAGCCAGUGAAAACUGUUUUACAGUACGGAUAGUAUAAAUAAACAUUUAAAUGAUAAAUUAAUUAAGCUUAAUAUUAUACCUGUACUGUAAAUAGGGGAAAGACUUCAAGUCUUUAGUCAGCAAGUUGUCAAGACCUUAGAGUCUUUCAGCAGCCAGUGGAAAAUUAAGGUGCUUGCCCCCUGACAACUAAAAUUGUCCGGCAUUAAUAGACAGAGUAAAUAAUGUAUUUCACGUUUUAAUAUACAGUGUAGUCGUGUUAAGCUGUAAAAAUGCUACAUAUAUUAUGAUAUUGUUUAUACAGUAUACUACACACUGGCACUGCCUGGCACAAAACAAAUGCUUUGGGGAGCUGUAAAAACGCUCUCCUUUUUGCAUUUUCGUGUGAUGUAUUGUUGUUUAAAUUGUUCUCAGAUACUUAAAUUGAAAGAUACUGCCAUUCUGUUAUCAUUUUCUGUUUCUAUAAACAACGCCGCGACGUGAUAUUUUAUGAAACAGCCUUUG